GAUUAAUACAAUAAAUAAAUAAUAAAUAGAAAAAGAAAAAAGAAACUAACAAUCAAUCAAUUAAAUAAUUAAUUAAUUAUAUAAUUAAUUUCUUAUAUAUUUUCUUAAUAAAAAAGUUAUCUAUUUAUAAUCACUUAAAUAAAAUAUAUGGCUGAGUAUUUCACAUAUUCAAAGAAAAGAAAGGAAUUCAACAAUCCUAUUAACUUUUAGGACACCGAGACCAGAUAUGGUGGCAUUUAAAAUUAAGUUGUCAAUAUCAAUCAAUAUGUUUAGCGUAAUCCAAACUUUAUUGACUUAGAUAACAUAGCAGAACUCUCAGAGCAUUCAGUAAAUACAGAAAGAGUUAAAACUGGUGAUCGUGGUAUGAGUCACAAAGAAGGAGGUUGGCCCGGAAAUGUUGAUCCUAAUGAAGCUUAAGAAACUGGUAGAUUUAAAAAAAGAAUUGAAAAGGAUACCAGUUUCCCUCAAGCUGUUAAAGAUUUAAAGGAAGGAGUUGAAAAGUGCAUUUAUUAAAAUAAUUAAAUCGACCUCUUAGAGGAAUAUUUUGAAGGUGAAACAUCUGAACACGUUGUUGAGAAUCUCUCUUCAAAGACCCUCAUGCUUUUCAAGGAUGAAAAAGAAAUUUGUAAAAGAUCUGUUUCUGAAAUUUCAUGGCAUCCUGAAGGACCUACUAAGGUAGCUGUUUCUUAUGCUAUUAUGCGUUUCUAAUAGAUGCCUGAAAAAAUGCCCACUUAAGCUUACGUUUGGGAUUUGUUGAACCCUAAUUCCCCUGAAAUUAAAUUAAUGUCUCCUUCAGCUGUAACAAAUAUUUCAUACAAUUAAAAAAUACCUGAUCAAAUUGGUGGUGGUUGCUACAACGGUCUUCUUGCUGUUUGGGAUGGAAGAAAAGGUGAAAACCCUAUUAUGAUUUCUCCAGUCGAAAACUCCCAUUAUGAACCUGUCACCCAUUUCCAUUGGUUGAUGAGCAAAACAGGUAGUGAAUGUGUUACAACAAGUACUGAUGGUAAAGUUAUGUGGUGGGAUACUAGAAAAUUCGAAGCUGGUCCUGUUGAAAAGCUAAAUAUUAUUGAAGGUUUAGGUGAAAAUGAAGAAAUCAUUGGUGGUACUGCUCUUGAAUACAACGUCGAAGCUGGUCCUAGUAAAUUUUUGAUUGGUACAGAAUCAGGUUCAAUUUUAACUGCAAACAAGAAACUUAAAAAGCCUGUUGAAAUCACAACUAGAUAUGGAUUAGAUCAAGGCAGACAUUUAGGUCCUGUUUACAGUAUUAAUAGAUCUAACUAAAAUCCUAAAUAUUUCUUAUCAGUUGGUGACUGGUCUUGUAAAAUAUGGGUUGAAGAUCUUAAAACUCCUAUCAUCAGAACCAAAUAUCAUGGUUCUUACCUUUCUGAUGGUUGCUGGUCUCCCACUAGAUCAGGUGCCUUCUUCUUAGUUAGGAGAGAUGGUUGGAUGGAUGUCUGGGAUUACUACUACAGACAAAACGAAAUCGCUUUCUCUCACAAAGUUAGUGACUCACCUUUAACAUGCAUUAAAAUUAACUAAACUGGUGGUGCCUACCAUAAUUCUGGUAAGCUCUGUGCUAUUGGUGAUUAAGAUGGUACUGUUACUAUUCUUGAAUUAUGUGAUUCUCUUUACACAAUGUAACCCAAGGAAAAAGAUAUUAUUAACGAAAUGUUCGAAAGAGAAUACAGAAAGGAAAAGAACUUGGAAACAAUCAAAAAGUAAUAGGAAUUAGCUAAAAGAUAAGUUUAAAAAGAUAUGGGUAGCCAAAAAGAAAAGUGGGAAAAGAAGAAACUUGAAAUGAUUGAAACUGCUGAAGCCAGUUUCCAUGAAAAUCUUGCUAAGAACCCUGUUAAUGAAGAAGAAUUUAAUGAACUUGACUCACCUUCUGAAAAGAGAAAGAAAACUAAUUAAAAUUAAGGUAGAGAAUAAGAAGAAUAAAGCAGAGAAGAAUAAGAAGCAUCUGGUAACUUCAAUUAACAACAAUAGUAAUAAUAAGAAGAAGAAUAGUAGUAAGAAGGGGAAUAAUAACACCAUUAAAAUCAAGAACACCAAAACGGAUAAGGACAUGAAAAUGGCUAAGAGGAAGGUGAAGAAAAUGGUGAAGAAGGUAAUUAAUAAGAAAAUGAAGGAUAAGAAGAAAACGAAUAAUAAUAAGAAUGA
Messenger RNA from Tetrahymena thermophila SB210, 2160 nucleotides. Its product is annotated as flagellar outer dynein arm intermediate protein, putative. NCBI's taxonomy places the organism in Eukaryota, Ciliophora, Oligohymenophorea, Hymenostomatida, Tetrahymenidae. Gene Ontology annotation, biological process: cilium movement; outer dynein arm assembly. The record is from RefSeq and is a predicted model, not a curated record. Gene Ontology annotation, molecular function: dynein heavy chain binding; dynein light chain binding. The transcript has 9 exons. Gene Ontology annotation, cellular component: outer dynein arm.